UCUGAUUCCGAUUAGUUUGUUGUUCUGUGUGUGAACUCUAAUCCGAAUUUUUAUUUUAUUUUGGGAAAAUAAUACAUUUGGGUAUGGCUGACGGUGCAGGCUCUUGCGGUCCUGGGGGGGACAGAGGCAAAGGUCCCGUUAUCCCCAAAACCGCCAUUGAGCUGGCGAUUGAGAAGGAGGAAGCGGCUGCAGAAGAAAGCCGCAAGAGAAUUCAGAGAUUGAAGAGAGAAAAGGCUGAGGGAGAUAAAAAGUCUCAGGCAGAAGCCAGACGGGCAGUGCUGGCAGAGCAUUUCUUGUCCGCUGAAUCUGAUGACAUAUUCAACGACACCAACAAGAAACUGGCUGAGUGGAUCCGCUUGGAGUUCACGUCAAUCAGGGAUGCUCUCACUGCCUGGAUGGACCGAGCUGCUGCAUUAAAAGACCGCUUGACUACAGUAGAAGCCAAGCAGUCUUCUAUUGUAGAGUCACUGGAUCGAAUCGACCAACGUCUCACUACAUCUCUUACCUCUCCCCCUGUUCACUCAGUCAAACCCGAACUCAAACCGGUCUCUACUACGCCUACAACACCACACUCUUCGCCCAAAGGGAAACCUGCUUCCCCAAAGCAGCAAAUUGUCCCUGAGGACCUGAAACUUGGCGCUGGCAGUUCAAGCCAGCAGGAGCAGCGUUUCCCCAAGAUGAUGCAAUCUAACAAAUUCACUGGCGACGACGCCAAAGUGGAUGUGUCAGAUUGGAUCGCUUCAAUGAAGUCUUAUCUGAGGCGAUUCACCUGCCCAGAGGUCAACAAGGUGCAGUCCACUGUGGCCCUAUUAGCUGGGUCAGCAUUGAAGUGGGCGACCUCUGAGGCCACCAAGUCUCAGCAACAGUUAUCGGAUUGGGCUGUUGCACUGGGUUUAGAGGCCAUCUUCCAGGGCCUGGAGGCGAGGUUUGCAGAUAAGGAAAAGGCCCGCAAGGCUGCAGACGAGCUGGUUAGUCUUGGCCAGACAAAGUACAGGGGUUCCCUGGCCAAGCUCUAUGCAGAAUUCGAGCGUCUUACCUCUACUCCCGGUUUGGAGAUGUCUGACAGGGACCAACUGACUUGGUUCAUCAGGGCAGUUCUUGAGAAAUAUACCACGGCCCUGUAUUUUGCCGGACACAAAGACUGGCGAUCUUUUGGCAGAGCAGCCUUGGACAUGGAGGCCACACUCCAUGUCCAGUCCACUCCCCAGAAGGGAGGCAACCCCUCUUCCCAGAGUAGGAGGAAGGGAAAGGGGAAUUUGUAUGCCAUGGAGUCUGAUGAUGACUCUGCAGGCACUAGCCAGGGAGGAUCUACUCCCCCAGCUGGCCAGGGUGCAGGAACAUCAGCAGACCAGGCUGCUCAGGUGCUGGCCCAGGCACUGCUAGCCCUCACAGGAGGCAAGCAGUUCCAGGGACAAAAGUCCUCCAGUCCUAAGGGGUCAGGCAAACGCCCCGGUGGUCCGCAACAGCAGAACCUCCCGAAGUUUGCCAAGUGCCCCGCCAAUCCCUUGGACAUUUCCUCUGCUCCUUGGAGGGAUCUAAGAAUCCCAGAGGGCGUAUGGCAAAAGAGGAAGGAAAAAGGGGAAGUGCUGGCUGAACUGAUGGCAGGCCAGAAAGAGACUCUGGCUGCACUACGGGCUCCUCGUCCCAUGAUGAGGCAGCCACAAUAUGCUGUAGUUCCCCCUCUAGGUGCAGGUCCAUCAGUGACGCUGUCGCCGGUAGGGCCUCCAUUCUCACCUAUGUUUGGCAUGCCCCCUCCAGGUGGUUUGGUAGCAACUAGUGGUCCGGUUCAUAGAGUCUCGGUCGUACCAUCCACGACAAUGGUCACUACAGUCCCACUGUCAAGCCAGUCCCAGGUUAGUGUGCAACAGCCUGUUUCAGUGGCUAUGCAGCCGCUGCAGCAAGCCCCAAGGCCCAUGCAGCCUAUGCAACCGAUGCAGUGGAUGCCCAAAAUACCCUUGCUGAGUCCUAAGCCCUUCUCCGACGACAGAAAGAAGGAUGAGGACUUGGAUACCUGGGUAAGGACGGUGCUUACCUAUGUGAGGCACAAACUUACCAGGCCAGAGCAAGAAGUUGUUGUGGCUGCCUCCUUUCUAGAGGGGUCAGCAGCCCGCUGGUUGAAUGGCCUAGUGCAGCAGCAGGGCUACGGUCAGGAUUUCGAUGCCUGGGCCCAGGCCCAGACAUUGGAACAGUUCGUACGGACCGUCUACAACAGGUGGCAUGACCCACAAGGGGCUCAAAAGGCCACCGAUGCUAUCAACAGUCUUUGUGCCAUAAGGUACAAGAAUGUUAGAGAGUUGACGGAUACCGAGAACGUCUGCUCGUGGUUCCUGGCAUGCGCUAUGACCAGCAGGUACUCCUUACGGAUUACCUUAGAUGUCUGCCUUCAAAGGCAAAACGGUCACGACGCGGGUAGCCUCACCAACGGUGGUGGGACUUUAUUUGAACUCUCGCGGUGCUUCUACGAGCACUUCGUAGGGAAACACCUCGGGCCAGUAGGAGUUUUAGCCGCUCUUACUCGCGCUGAAGUGGUAACGUUGCCUUCCCCACUUCAGGCGUUGGCCAAGGCUAGUGACCCAAGUAUCGCCCCGCAGACACAUUUAGACCCACCGACGCUCUGUUCGAGAGAUGUGUCUGAGGCCCUAGAAGAGUUAGGGACUGAGUGGUCAGGGAAGGACCCCAGGGACUCUUGGGCGAUGAUCAGUCGAGGUCCAAAGGGUGAACAUUUUGUGGUAGAGGUUGAUGUAGGUGGCCGUAAGGUUGGCGCCUUUGCAGACAUAGGCUCUACACGGAACUUCAUCAGUCGUGCUUGUGUGGAUAGAUUGCGCUUAGGGGACCAAGUGCAGCGGCUUAGCAGAACUGUAGCUUCUACGCUGGCCAACAAGCACCAAAUGUUGGUAAAAGACUAUGUCAAGGACGUAGUCUGCACCUUCUCCUAUGGAGGAGGGGAAGUGAGCCAUAAGAUCUCCUUCCUGGUUAGCGACGAACUGCCCUUUGAUAUGCUCUUAGGCAUGUACUACCUCGAGGUCGGGCAACCUCAGUUUGAUUGGGAUAGAAAGGUGUUGAUCCACAAAUUGCCCAAUGGUAGAACUGUUAGAUUGGAGAAGUACAAAGCUAGCAGUCUGAUAGAAAAUUACGGGUGCAUGUGUGCAUCAUCUUUCUAUAACUACUAUAAGCAGAACCGCGAGGAGGGCAUGUACUUAGUAUUUGUCUCUGAGGAAGGGGAGGCCGUAAAAACACCCCCAGAGAUAGAAUCAGUCGCCGCUCAAUAUUCAGACCUUUUUGAGGAGCACACAGGCGUGGUAGAAAGGGAUGUUGUCCAUGCAAUAGAGGUUGUCCUAGGUAGUAAGGUGCCUACAGGACGAAUCUAUAGGAUGUCUCCUGUGGAGUUAGAUGAGCUUCGCCGCCAGCUCAAGGAGCUCACAGAGAAGGGAUGGAUUUGGCCUAGUACCUCCCCUUACGGCGCUCCAGUCCUAUUCGUGCCGAAGAAGGGAGGUACCUUGAGGAUGUGCAUUGACUAUAGGAGCCUCAAUGCCAUCACCAUUAAGAACGCGUAGCCCCCACCCCGCAUCGACGACCUCUUGGAUAAAGUGCAGGGAUGCCG
Chara braunii is the source of this 3601-nucleotide messenger RNA. The record is from the annotation of a GenBank genome assembly. NCBI's taxonomy places the organism in Eukaryota, Viridiplantae, Streptophyta, Charophyceae, Charales, Characeae.